Rhizophagus irregularis DAOM 181602=DAOM 197198 is the source of this 1445-nucleotide messenger RNA. The record is from RefSeq and is a predicted model, not a curated record. NCBI's taxonomy places the organism in Eukaryota, Fungi, Glomeromycota, Glomeromycetes, Glomerales, Glomeraceae.
AAUAAAUCAUUAAAUCAUCACCCUUCCUCUUUUAUUAAAUAAAAAAAAAAUGGUUGCUCCACGCUUCGCUAAAAUUUUCUCUAUCGCUGUAAUAGUUACUUUCUUGCUCUCCUCGGCUGAAUCAGCAAAAAAUGAUACUGAUUGCCCUAAAGCAUUAUCAAUCAAUGCCAAGUCUGAUGGUAAAGGGAAGAAAGUUAUUGUUGUCUUUAAAGACAAGAAAGCUGCUGAAAGGCAACAUGAGUUAUUUAAAAAUUGUCUUGAUGCAGAAAUUGAUAGUUUCGAAAAAAUUAAAUCUCUUAGCAAUAAAGGAAAACCCACUUUCGCUAGUUUCGGAAUUGUUAAUCUUUUUGGACUUACUGGAGAACUGACAUCAGAAUUUGCAAAGGAACUUGAAAAAAUGGAUGAUGUUGAUUAUAUUGAAGAAGAUGGUGUAGUUAAGACUCAAUAUGUAGUACCAUCUCAACUUACUAGACGUGCAGUAGACAAUAAACCAACUUUCAAUAUUGAUCGUAUUGAUCAAGCUAAACUACCUCUAGAUGGAAAAUAUACUUUCCCCGAUUCUGCUGGAGAAGGUGUAAACGUUUUUAUUGUCGAUACUGGUAUUCGAACUUCACAUAAAGAAUUCGGUGGUCGUGCCAAAUUCGGAGGAUCUUUCUGUGAUGGAUGCAACAAUGAAGAUGAAAAUGGUCAUGGUACUCAUGUUGCUAGCAUUGCAUGUGGAGCAACUUUGGGAGUAGCAAGAAAAGCCACACCAAUUGCUGUUAGAGUUUUGGACGCUGAUGGUUCUGGAUCAAAUAGUGGAGUUAUCGCUGGAUUGAACUUUGUAGGAGAAACACACAGUAAGAGUAAUAAUAAGAAAUCAGUUGUCAACAUGUCUCUUGGAGGUACUAAAUCGAAAGCUGUAGACGAUGCUGUCAAGCAACUUACCGAUGCUGGUGUUCACGUAGCUGUUGCCGCAGGUAACGAAAGUCAGGAUGCUUGUAAUACAUCACCUGCAUCUGAACCUAGCGCUAUCACGGUCGGUGCUACCGAAAAAAAUAGUGACGCAAUCACAGAUUUCUCAAACUUUGGAAAAUGUCUUGACAUUUUCGCUCCAGGUCGGGACAUUCAAGGUGCUAGUUUUAAAGACGAUAAUGGUAGUGUAGUAUUUUCCGGCACCUCUCAAGCUACCCCACAUGUUGCUGGUACCAUAGCUCUUAUAAUUGCCAAGGAUGGUAACAAAUCACCAGCUGAAAUGGCAACGGCACUUAAAACUUUAUCAACAAAGGGAGUCGUUAAAGGUCUUAAGAGUGGUUCUCCAGACAGCUUUUUACGUGUUCCAAGCGCAUAAAAUAUAUAUAGAAUACUUUAGAUAGAAAUUUUUUUUUUUUCAUUUAUUUAAUUCUUGACUCUGGUUAGGUGUGUUUUAAUUAGAAAUUCUAAACACUUUCUUUAAAAAUCCGCUU